This is a messenger RNA of Cololabis saira (Pacific saury), 6564 nucleotides long. RefSeq names its product collagen, type IV, alpha 2 (gene col4a2). Bases 254 to 5260 code for a protein of 1668 amino acids. NCBI's taxonomy places the organism in Eukaryota, Metazoa, Chordata, Actinopteri, Beloniformes, Belonidae. The record is from RefSeq and is a predicted model, not a curated record. The transcript is spliced from 48 exons. Gene Ontology annotation, cellular component: basement membrane; collagen trimer. Gene Ontology annotation, molecular function: extracellular matrix structural constituent.
ACACGCACAGGGACGGACCCCGCGUUACAAACACUCCAGCUCCGAGAGGGAACUACUCGGCCAACACUUUUGUGCGUUUUGCGGGAAAGUUCGUUACGUUUUUUGGUGCCGAAAGUGACUUGUUGUGAAACUUUUCAGCCUCGGGACGGUGCGCAUCUCCCACCCGCUUCCUUCACUUCACCAUUACGCGUGGGACUGCGGCGACUUCAAAGUCAUGCUUUAAGUCACUUUAUAAGUGAAGAAACGUGGGACCAUGAACGAGCAGCACAACAGCAGACAGAGACACGUGAGGCUGCUACUUCUGUGCCUCUGCGUCGCCAUCACCAUCUCAGAAGCGCAGGCAGGUGGGAAGAAGUACGGCGGCCCCUGCGGAGGAAGAGACUGCAGCGGAGGCUGCAAAUGCUUCCCAGAGAAGGGUGGCAGGGGCUCCCCUGGUGCUCUUGGUCCUCAGGGGCCACAGGGGCCUCAAGGAAGACAGGGUGAUCCAGGCAUCCAAGGACCAAAAGGGCAGAAAGGUGGCCAGGGUCAUGGUGGCCACAUAGGCCCUAAAGGCAGCGUGGGAAUGACCGGCGUACCAGGGUUUACCGGAGGCGAUGGCAUUCCUGGUCAUCCGGGUCAAGGGGGGCCCAGGGGGAAGCCGGGGGCCGACGGCUGCAACGGGACCACAGGAGACUCAGGAUCAUCAGGAACACCCGGCUACAGGGGCCUACCGGGAAUUCCAGGACAACAUGGCAGGAAGGGCGAGAAGGGAGACACUCUGGACGUCAGCGUGUACAUGCGGCGUUUCCGGGGAGAUCCAGGGACGCCGGGAGCCAAUGGAAUAUACGGGCCUAAUGGAGAAGUUGGAUUUGAAGGCAACAGAGGCCCACAAGGACCAAAGGGUCCUCCGGGUCCUCCAGGGCCGCCGGGGCCAAAGGGCUCGGACACCAAAGUGUUAAAGGGAGUCAAAGGAGAGCCGGGGGAGAUCGGAGAGCAGGGACCACAAGGAAACUACACCACGCAGCUUCGUGAGCCGCCCUCGGGACCUCCCGGACCAAAAGGCCAGAAAGGAGAAAGUGGAUAUGUGGAAACCGUGAGAGGAGAGCCUGGUAUACACGGAUUCCCUGGACGGCGGGGUGAGAGUGGUGCCAACGGGAGGCCUGGACUCAGGGGCGACCCCGGUGAUGGUCCGAGAGGCAGAGACGGCGUGAAGGGAGUCCGAGGUGAUCCGGGAGAGCUGAUCUCAUCGGGGGGGUCGUGGCCCUGGUCCUCUGGCGGCCUCCCUGGACCUCCUGGAGAGCUGGGUGCGCCGGGCGAGAGGGGUUCGGUAGGAGACCAGGGAUCGCCGGGAUUCCCUGGACGUCCGGCAACUGAAUCACAGCAGCAAGUGUGGGAGCUCUUCGGCCCAUUCGGUUACCAAGGAGAGCACGGAGAGAAAGGUCAGCAAGGAGAACAAGGGCAGCCCGCUGUCGUCCCCGGACCCUCAGGAAAUGACGGGCGUCCCGGAGACCGGGGUCCUCCCGGGCCCAAAGGAACAUGGGCAGAGUUCUUCAAGGGCGCUGCGGGAGACCGGGGAAGGCCGGGCAAAGCAGGCUUCAAGGGAGAACAAGGUGAUCACGGAGAGUGUGAGUGCAGCGUCAGGAACCCCCUAUAUGGGUUACCUGGACUGGCCGGUGAACCCGGCGACGCUGGGAUGAGCGGAGAGAUCGGUCACGAGGGCGAGCCCGGAGAGCCGGGUCCAUCGGGACAAGACGGCAUUCCCGGUUCUCCCGGACUCGAUGGAGUUCCAGGCCCAAAAGGUCGGAAAGGGGACACGACUGUCGCGAAGGAAAAAGGGUUUUCCGGUGAUCCAGGAGACAGAGGACGAGACGGUGAGCCGGGAAGGCCCGGUAUUCCCGGCCCAGACGGUCUUCCGGGUUUCCCUGGUCCCCGUGGUCUUCACGGAGAAGGGCCCUGGGGAGAGCAUGGAGAAAAAGGCUUCCCUGGGCCCCGUGGUGGACCCGGUCCAGCUGGAUUUAGCGGAGAACCAGGUCGAGUCAUCCCGGGGCCCAAAGGACUGGCCGGUUUACCCGGAGACGAAGGCUUCAACGGCUACAACGGCGUGCCGGGACCACCUGGGCAUCCAGGCGGCUGUAUUCCAGCAGGAGAUGGAGGACAGGUGGAUGUAACAGGCUCCUGUGAAUCUGUUCCAGGACCUCCUGGUCUGCCUGGACUUCCGGGACUCAUUGGAUUACCAGGUUUUUCAGGACUUUCUGGCACCAAAGGACCACAGGGUUUAGAAGGACCGCAUGGAGAGAAAGGAGAGGAAGGAGAGCGGGGACAGGGUGGCAGAACUGGACCACCAGGUUUUGCUGGUCCCCGUGGAGAUUUGGGAUUUCCUGGCAGCAAAGGUGCGGUCGGAAAUCCCGGUGCGCCUGGUAUUCCUGGCCGACACGGGGAUAGGGGUGAAAAGGGUGUUCACGGUGAUAUAAUGGGAGCAUCGUCGGGGCACUCAGGUGACCCAGGGCUGCCGGGGCUUCAAGGAGACCAAGGUCCAAGUGGAGGUGAAGGGUCACCAGGCUAUCCAGGAAUGAUGGGCAUGCCAGGUAUGAUUGGCUUUAAGGGUGAGAAAGGCCCUCCAGGCCUGUUUGGACAGGAAGGACAGCCUGGGCCAGCAGGAAAGUACGGCUUUCCUGGAGAUCUUGGAGGAGUCGGCCUACCUGGGCCACGCGGUGCAACUGGACUGACAGGAGUCCCAGGGGAGAGGGGAACUGAGGGAGACCCAGGUCCUCCAGGUCCAGCAGGACUGAAAGGGACGCCGGGCACUUAUGGCAGUGAUGGCACCCAAGGAGAGGACGGUUCCCCGGGUGAUCCAGGACAGCCAGGUCAACUUGGACGCACAGGACUUCCAGGAAUGAAGGGAAAGAAAGGGUCCACUGGCAUGCAUGGUUUUGACGGCACCUUGGGUAAUAUUGGGUUUAAGGGUCAGACUGGGCUGAAAGGACAAUAUGGACUGCUUGGGGAAGAUGGGCCGAAAGGAUUUUCAGGACUAAAGGGAGAGAAAGGUGAACGUGGUCUGACAGGACCACGUGGCGAGAAGCCCAAGAUCUCCUCUAAGAUGAUUGCUCACAUGAAGGGCCUCAAGGGAGACAUUGGGCAUGAAGGAAAUCCAGGUUUCACCGGACAAAGAGGUGAUAAAGGUUCAUAUGGUUUACCAGGCCAUGACGGUAAAGGUGGUUAUCCGGGAAUUCCCAGCUUCGAAAAAGGUCACCACGGAGAGCUGGGUGGACAGGGGUUACCGGGGCACAAAGGGAUGCCCGGGCCGACUGGAAACAGGGGCAUUACAGGGUUUCAGGGAAUGGAUGGCAACAGGGGAACCAAAGGAAGUCCUGGAGCUUAUGGCUCAAGUGGCGACAAAGGAAGGAAAGGAGGCAAAGGUGAAAAAGGCCUACGCAUAGACCUUCCAGGAAACCCUGGACUGAGAGGAGAGGAAGGAUUUCCAGGAGAACGAGGUCAGACAGGAUUAUUUGGAACAACUGGAGAGAGGGGGGUACCAGGUUUCGAUGGUAUUGAAGGGAUGAAAGGAAAGCUUGGUGAUCAAGGUUUUCACGGAAACCCAGGCUUUGACGGGGAUAAAGGAGUUCCUGGUAACCAAGGUACAAAAGGCUUUCCCGGAGUUCCUGGACAUGAUGGACUUCCAGGAUUUCCUGGCUUCCAAGGAAGCAAAGGUCAUGCUGGCCUGAAGGGUCUCUAUGGAUUAGACGGACUAAAGGGCCAAAAGGGUAUCCAAGGAACACAAGGUGCUGACAUCGUUGGACCAGCCGGGGCAUCGGGGCUUAAAGGAACGAAAGGCGAGGGUGGGGACCCCAACAGUGAGCCUGGGGUUCCAGGAACGCCGGGCUCGAAAGGCUACCAGGGGCCUCUUGGUGACUAUGGCCAACCUGGAUUCCCGGGAUUCCGCGGCGCUGUAGGGGCAGAUGGGAUCUCAGACACACCGGGGCCCACCGGAGAUCCAGGCUCACCAGGAUACACAGGACAGCAUGGCCUACCUGGACCCAGAGGAAAUCCUGGUUUGGAUGCUUUCCCUGGAGAAAAAGGUGUAUCAGGAAUAAAUGGAUUCCCUGGAUUCCCUGGUAGUAAAGGAUUCUCAGGAGAUCCGGGUCCAGGAGGAUACAGGGGUCCUAACGGAGUCUAUGGGAAGAAAGGGGUGAAAGGAGAGCAGGGGCUGAUGGGAGUUCCUGGCCUGAUUGGUGGAAGAGGAGAAAGAGGACCACAGGGUCCAAAAGGAAACACUGGACUCCCAGGUACUCGUGGGUUCCCAGGCGGUCACGGUCCUCUUCCGAUUCCCGUCAGGAUUCCAGGGGAGAGGGGUUCGCCAGGACCACAGGGCAUACGCGGACCUAGUGGUACUGCAGGGCAGCCGGGACCUCAAGGCCCACCUGGAGAUCAAGGUUUCAUGGGACCCAUCGGGCAAAAGGGCAUGCCGGGGAUUAGCGGCACCCCAGGAACGCCCGGCUUCCGCGGAGAGUCUGGACAAAUGGGCCACCCUGGUCUGCAGGGCAGCGAAGGUCACCGUGGCAACACCGGUCUCCCCGGGUUACCCGGCAUGCCCGGCCGCAGCGUCAGCGUGGGCUACCUGCUGGUGAAACACAGCCAGUCGGACCAGACGCCCAUGUGCCCCGUGGGGAUGUCCAAGCUGUGGGACGGCUACAGCCUGCUGUACUUCGAAGGCCAGGAAAAGGCCCACAACCAGGACCUGGGUUUGGCCGGCUCCUGCCUCCCGCGGUUCAACACCAUGCCCUUCCUGUACUGCAACCCCGGAGACGUUUGCUACUACGCCAGCAGGAACGACAAGUCCUACUGGCUGUCUACCACCGCUCCCCUGCCCAUGAUGCCCGUGGAGGAAGGAGACAUCAAGCCCUACAUCAGCCGCUGCUCGGUGUGUGAAGCCCCAUCGGUGGCCAUCGCCGUGCACAGCCAGGACAUCACCAUCCCGCAGUGUCCCGCCGGCUGGCGCAGCCUCUGGAUCGGAUACUCUUUUAUCAUGCACACGGCGGCCGGGAACGAGGGCGGAGGUCAGUCGCUGUCCUCGCCCGGCUCCUGCCUGGAGGACUUCCGCACCACGCCCUUCAUCGAGUGCAACGGGGCCAAGGGCACGUGCCACUACUUCGCCAACAAGCACAGCUUCUGGCUGACGUCCGUGGACCAGGCGUUCCACACCAGCCCCGAGGCAGAGACGCUCAAAGCCGGCCAGCUGCUGUCGCGCAUCAGCCGCUGCCAGGUCUGCAUGAAGAACUUGUGAGAGACGGAAAAACAAAAACACGGAGCCGUUUCCAUCCCGGAUGCUCGAACGCGCCGCAGCCGGCGGGAAACGAGUCUCCGGGAGCCGCAGAGCUCAGACAUGCAGUGACUGUGUGACGCGUUCGAGCUGCGCUGCAGAUAAAGCAGAAGAAGCCCUGUAAUGAGAACAGCUGCAUUAUGGGAAAAAAAAUCAAUGUUUCUUUGUGUUAAAUGUUUUUUGGUGCUUCCUUUUUUUUUUUUUUAACUUAUUACCUCAACUAUUACGACACAUUUGGUAAUCAUCCGAGACCGUAACUUACAGCUGAACCAAAGAUGCACAUUUAUAUAUUUACAUGCACGGCUUCAGUUUAGCCACAGUUUAGCUUUUGUUCUUCCAUAAACCACUAACACCGCCUUCCUCCCAGCUCAAAGUGUCAUUAGAGGCCUCUUAUUAUCCAUUAUUGUGUUUUUGUUGCUCUUUCAAAGCCUAUUUUUUAUAAAAUUACAGCAAACUGUCACCUUUUUUAUUGCAUUUAUCAACUACUGCUCUGAUGUCUUUUGUAAUUCGUUCACACGAUGCACUGAUUCUGUUUUUACCAUUUUAAUUAGCUCCUUCUUAAAAGUUUGAAGUGUAUAUCUUAUCAUUUGUUAUCCAUAUCUCACUCAUUUCCAUCUACUAAUUUAAUUAUUCAUCCGCCAGCAGGACAGGAUGUAAACAGGAUCGGAGUUCUCUGCUCUGAGACCAAACGAUUUCACACGCCUUAACCAAGUCGGCUGAUACUCUGUUGUACCCUGUACACCCGUCUGGAAAUAAACUGAUCGAUUAGACCAGAAAACUACUUUCCAUAUCUGCUUUUAUCACCAUACGGUUGCAGUAACUUGAUUCAACUUUUUUUUUUUCUGUUGUACCUUUGUCCAGGGCCAGAUUAACACUUCGCUGUACCCUGGGCAACAAUAUUCAAGGGCCCCAUCAUUAUCAGCACAGAAUCACCAUAAUCUGGCAAAAUACUGAAUAAAUUACCGUAAUAUACAGUAAAUAUACUCAAUACUUAAAAUUCUAAGCAUCAGGUGUAGGCCUGUGUUGAAAAGAUCGAUUUCCUGAUUCUAAAUCGAUUCAUAUGUCUAAAGAUCGAUUUUUUUUUUUUCAUUUAUGCCCCAAAAAGGAAUGUUUUGUUGGACACAAGAAUAACUGGUGCCAUAAUUGCAUAAAUUAAAACCAAAUUCUCAAAAAUUUAAAACCAAAUCAGACUGAAAAUGGAAAAACUUAAAACGUAAUGUGGGAAAAAAUAAAACCGAUUUCAUCCGUCUCUGUUUCCUCCCUGGAUC